Myotis davidii is the source of this 3152-nucleotide messenger RNA. Its product is annotated as semaphorin-4F-like. Lineage: Eukaryota; Metazoa; Chordata; Mammalia; Chiroptera; Vespertilionidae. Gene Ontology annotation, molecular function: chemorepellent activity; semaphorin receptor binding. The record is from RefSeq and is a predicted model, not a curated record. Gene Ontology annotation, biological process: semaphorin-plexin signaling pathway; positive regulation of cell migration; negative regulation of axon extension involved in axon guidance.
AUGGUCUCUUCUGGCUUUGUGGACCUAACCCUUCUGAAGCGAUGGCUGAUAUCACUCUUCCCUCUCUUUCUGCUAGAGGCUGAUACUUAUCUUACCCGGUUCAGUGUCCCUCAGACAUACAAUUACUCUGUUCUUCUUGUGGAUCCUGAUUCCCAUACACUUUAUGUCGGCGCCCGGGACACCAUCUUUGCUUUAUCUCUGCCCUUCUCAGGGGAGAGACCUCGAAGGAUUGACUGGAUGGUGCCUGAGGCCCACAGACAAAACUGUAAGAAGAAAGGCAAGAAGGAGGACGAAUGUCACAAUUUUGUCCAGAUUCUCGCCAUUGGCAGUGCCUCUCAUCUCCUCAUUUGUGGCACCUUCGCUUUUCAUCCAAAGUGCGGGGUUAUUGUGAGUGACAGUGGGGGGGCUCUCUAUGCCGCCACUGUGAGAAACUUCCUGGGGACAGAGUCGAUUAUCUCCAGGGCUGUGGGCCCUGCUGAGGAUUGGAUUCAGACAGAGGAGUACUGGUUUGAAGAUCCAGCCUUUGUCGCAGCCAUGGCCUUGAGGCCAGCUGAGUGGGGGGAUGAAGAUGGAGACAAGGAAAUCUACUUCUUCUUUACGGAGACUUCUCAAGCCUUUGACUCAGACGAGCACCUUAAAGUUCCUCGGGUGGCCCGUGUGUGUGCGGGGGACCUUGGGGGCCUGAGGACGCUCCAGAAGAGGUGGACGACCUUUCUGAGGGCUGACCUGCGGUGUCCGGGGUCUGUAGAUGGCCGGGCCUCUAGUGUCCUGCAGGACAUGGCUAUUCUUCGACCUGAGACUGGAGUGGAGGCCCCCCUCUUUUAUGGCAUCUUUUUCUCCCAUUGGGAGGAGGCUUCCAUCUCUGCUGUCUGUGCCUUCCGACCACAAGACAUUCGGACAGUGCUUAAUGGUCCCUUCAGAGAGCUGAAAGAUGUCUGCAACAGGGGACAGCCUGUCAUGGACAGUGAUGUACCCCAGCCCAGACCUGGAGAGUGCAUCGCUAAUAACACGAAAUUCCAGCAGUUUAACUCAUCACUCUUCCUGCCUGACCAUGUGCUCACCUUCAUCCGGGACCACCCCCUCAUGUACAGGCCAGUGCUUCCAGCUGAUGGCCACCCCCUGCUGGUCACUACAGAUACAGUCUAUCUCAGAGUUGUGGCCCACAGGGUGGCCAGCCUCUCAGGGGAAGAGUAUGAUGUGCUCUAUCUGGGGACAGAGGAUGGACACCUCCACAGAGCUGUGCGGAUUGGAGCCAAGCUCAGUGUCCUUGAGGAUCUGGCCUUAUUUCCAGAGCCACAGCCAGUUGAGAAUUUGAAAUUGUGUCAAAGCUGGCUCCUGGUUGGCUCCCAUACUGAGGUAACACAAGUGAACACAACCAACUGUGGACGUCUCCAGAGCUGCUCAGAGUGCAUCCUGGCCCAAGACCCUGUCUGUGCCUGGAGCUUCCGGCUAUAUGCAUGUGUGGCCCAUGCUAACGAGCAUGGAGGGCUGGUCCAAGACAUAGAGUCAGCGAAUGUCUCUUCUUUGUGUCCUAAAGAGCCUGGAGAACACCCUGUAGUAUUUGAAGUUCUUGUGGCUACAGCUGCACAUGUGGUCUUGCCAUGUUCCCCAAACUCAGCCUGGGCAUCCUGUGUGUGGCACCAGCCCAGUGGAGUGACUGCUUUUACCCCCCGGAGGGAUGGGCUAGAGGUGGUGGUAACCCCAGGGGCCAUGGGUGCUUAUACUUGUGAAUGUCAGGAGGGUGGGGCUGCCCGCGUGGUAGCGGCUUAUAGCUUGGUAUGGGGCAGCCAAUUGGUCCCCUGGAAACGGUCCCUCACUAUGGGGACUGGACUGGCUGGCUUCUUUCUGGGGGUUCUUGCAGCAUCGCUGACUCUCCUUCUGAUUUGUCGACGUCAGCAGCGAAGGCGACAGAGGGAACUUCUGGCUAGAGACAAGGUGGGCUUGGACCCGGGGGCGCCGCCAUCUGGGACCACAAACUAUAGCCAGGAUCCUCCCUCCUCUCCUGAAGAUGAGCGCCUGCCCCUGGCUCUAGGCAAGAGGGGCAGUGGCUUUGGUGGCUUACCUCCACCUUUUCUGCUUGAUCCUUGCCCGAGCCCAGCCCAUAAUCAGUUAACUGGAGCUCCUCUGGCCACAUGUGAUGAAACACCCAUCAAGGGCUGGGAAAGUGACCGCUAGUGUAUGACUGGACAUUGGAAUGGAGUGACCAUUGAGAUGUUGGGGUCGCUGGGCCUGGAAAACCAUCAUGGCCUCUGAGUUCUCUUUGUCCUUUGAGUGAUCACUUGACUUCAGUGUCAGCCCUCUCUGGCCCUAGAUGGGUUCCAGGCCAGGCCUUUGUCUGUGUCCUGAUUCCUGAUUCCCAUGAGAGAUCAGAACUUCUCUCUGCAGUGAAUCAGGGCUUUUCCCACUCCUGCUCUCUGAACCCGGGUGAGCCCUUCAGUCCUGGCUCAUGAUUUUGGGCCCAUAAAUUUGGGGAGGGGCAUAGGACAUAGCUAUGACUUUACCUUCUGGUUGGACCCUGGCCAGAAGGAGGAGCUAUGGAGGUGGUUGGAAGCUAAUGUGCACUGAGUCCUUGGAGUGGUUUUGCUGAUUCUUCCAGUUAGUCUAACUCUGUGGAGAGUGCAUGAUCCCCUUCCACCGCACUUUUCCUUCUUCCAUGAAAGAGCAUGUGUAUAUAUGAGUGUUCAUAGGACACCUGCCAAAUGUGCAUGAAUGAUGGGGCUAUUGCUCAGGUGUAUUCAUCAGGGUAAGGAGGGGUAAGGUUGGGGUGGGGGGGUUGACUGCAGAACUUUAUACCCUAUAGCCAGUGAAGGAAUGGCUUUCUAAAAGGAAAUAAACAACUGCCCCCACUCCUCCAAUCACUUCUCACAACCCUUCUCUUGAGUUGAGAAACACUCCCAAAGAGGCCUUCUGGGUGGGAAGGGUAGCAGUACAUGUGACCCCAUAUUUCAGUUUUUUUUUGCCUCCUGGCUGCCACCACUGCCAUGCACAGCUGCUCUCUUUCUCUGGCUGGAGCGCAGGCUGGACCCCCUUUCUUUUUGGCUCCCAUUAAAAAUAAGUUUCACAACAUUCUAAAUAUUAGGGAACAACAGAAGGGGAUUAGUCAGGAAAUACAAGCAGUGUAAAGAUAAGUUUGUAUUAGUGACUUUACUCAG